AUGUUGAUGGAUGAUAUUAAAAGCCGGCGAUGUUCAUCCCCCAUCCCUCUCUCGACGCACUAUCUCCUCUUCCGGCGACAUAUCACAUCCCUUCCCGCCCCUUUCCUACGAAUAUAUAAUCAUGAUCCUUUCCGUACACCUCCUCCGCCACUUAAAUUCGAGCAUUGAAGGAGGACACUACGAUCAACAGCCAACGGCUCGAUUUAAUUCCAUUUAAUUCCCCACCUCCAUAAUGGACGGACCAUUAUUCAACAGUCCUUUUGUCGGCGAGCACGAAAAUACAUCGGAUCUCGGUUCCGGGUCGUCGUUUGGCGGGAAGAUGAGUGCCAGGUCAUCGCCCAAAAGGAGGCGUGCCGUACAGAAGCGGGUGGUUUCCGUACGGAUCGGUGACGUGGACGCAUCGCGGGUGAAGGGCGAGGGAGCUCCGCCUUCCGAUUCGUGGGCGUGGAGGAAGUACGGACAGAAGCCCAUCAAAGGAUCUCCCUAUCCGAGAGGAUACUACCGGUGCAGCAGCUCAAAAGGCUGCCCAGCGCGGAAACAAGUAGAGCGGAGCCGUGUGGACCCCACCAUGCUAGUGAUAACGUACGCCUGUGAUCACAAUCACCCAUGGCCGGCCUCCCGAAACACCGCCUCCAACACCAACGCCGCCAUCACUAAUACCCCCACGCCGAAUCUCCCAUCCGAAGAAUCGGCGAUCUUCUCCAGCGCGCCCGAGAUCGAACCGGACGAUCAGUUCGCCGACCUAGAAAACGACGCCGCAUUGCUGCCGGAUGAUCACAGCUGGUUUUCCGACGUGGCAUCGUCUCCCACCAAAGAAGCCGUGCUGGAGAGCCCGAAUUUCAAGGGAAGCAGCCUCGGCGACGCCGACGUGGAGGCGAUGCUGUUGCCGACGAGAGACGAGGACGAUUCGCUGUUCGCCGAUCUCGGGGAGCUGCCGGAAUGUUCCGUGUUCCGGCGAGGGUUUUACGAGCGGGAAGAGGAGAGCCGGCAGUGCAGUUUAAGGGCAGCACCAUGGUGCGGGAGUACAGGAUAAGCUGGUGCGUCACCCCCACAGUUUUUUAUUUGUCGUUUUCCUCCGACGGCCAUAUACUAAAAUGAACCGGGCGCGUACCGUGCGCCAGAUAUUUCCCUCGCCAUGAGGAAUUCUUUUCUAUUGAGAGGAUGAUGGGAUCUGUGUAAAAAGUCUAAAAUAUAAGGGCCUUUUUUAUUAAUUAGAUUUCUGUUUUAAUCUCUUUAUAAUAUGCAUUAUCUCCGGUUUCACA
Magnolia sinica is the source of this 1262-nucleotide messenger RNA. RefSeq names its product probable WRKY transcription factor 65. Bases 233 to 1033 code for a protein of 266 amino acids. The record is from RefSeq and is a predicted model, not a curated record. Gene Ontology annotation, biological process: regulation of DNA-templated transcription. Gene Ontology annotation, molecular function: DNA-binding transcription factor activity; transcription cis-regulatory region binding. The transcript is spliced from 3 exons. Gene Ontology annotation, cellular component: nucleus. NCBI's taxonomy places the organism in Eukaryota, Viridiplantae, Streptophyta, Magnoliopsida, Magnoliales, Magnoliaceae.